AUAUCGUCAUCUCGAUAAAAUUGAUGAUUUACCACGGGAUUACUUACUUUAGUCACAGAUCGCAACACGACGUGAGCUUACUGCGAUCAAAAUGAAAUCGGUCACGCGGCUGCUAUGCAUCGCAGCGGCGCUCGCCAGCGCCUCGGCUUUGUCGAUCCCCGUGAGACAGAACCCCGAGACGCUCUGCAUCGGGCAGGAGAACUUCCUACGCAUCGCCGAGAUCGACAGCUGCGUGGACUACUACCAAUGCUACGCCGGACGCUCGUACCCAAUGCAAUGCCCCCUCGAUACGUGGUUCAAUGAAGAACAACAGGUUUGUGAUCGGUCCGCUCCACCGGAAAACUGCAGACUUGAAUCAGAAUCUGAAGAAGAACCAGAACCAGAACCAGAACCAGAACCGGAACCGGAACCGGAACCGGAACCUGAACCUGAACCUGAACCUGAACCUGAACCUGAACUGGAAUCAGAAUCGGAAGAAGAUAUUGAGAGUGAAGAAGAGUUACAGACCGAACAACAAAAUGAAAUAGACGGGAACGAUGACAAUGAACGAGAUGACGAGGGAGAUGAAAAUGAAGGAGACCGAGACAAUGAGUCAGAUGAAGAUAGUGGCAGUGAUGAAGAAAAUGGGGGAGAUGGAGAAAAUGGGGAAGAUGGAGAAAAUGGUAGUAACGAUGACAGUGAGGGUGAGGAAGAAAGUGAAAGUAGUGAAGAAAAUGAUAGUGAUGAAGGAAACAAAGGAGAUGGAGAAAAUGAAAGUGGUGAAAAUGGCGAAGAUAGUGAAGAGGGUGAUAGUGGAAAUGAAGGAGACGAAGACGUGGGAGAACCAGAAGCAGAAGGGGAUGAUAACGAUGAUGAAAACGGUAAUGAUGGCGAAAAUUUUGAUGUACGUAUUGGUCGCAACAAACGAGAGAUCAAUGGGCACGGACACGACCAUCAUCACGGGCAUGGGCAUAUCCACGGCCAUGGACAUCACCAUCACGGAACACAUAAACAGAAUGAAGACGAUAGUGAUAGUGAAGGUUCCGGUGAUAUGUUCGAUGAAGAUUACGAUGCUUUAGGUGAAGACAACAACAUAGUUGAAGAUGAAGAUGAGUUAAUUGAAGGCGAUAAGAUAAAGAAAAGGUUACGCAGAUCCGUAAAACAAAACGAAAGGGAAGAAGGUGAAGAUGACGGAGAUGAUGACAAUAAAGAUGAUGACAGUAAAGAUGAUGACAGUAAAGAUGAUGGCGAUAAAGAUGAUGACGAUAAAGAUGACGACGAUAAAGAUGAUGACGACAAUGAUGAUCACGACGAUGACGAUGUAUGGAAGAAACGAGGUGGCGUAAAGCGUUUGCUAAGAUUUGCGAUACAAUAUGGGGUUGAGUCUGAAGUACAAGAUUUAGAUAUGGACUCCAACAACUUUUUCAAAAGGUUAUUCGGAGCAUUUGCAUAGAACGUUGGCGGUUAAAUUUCAAAGGCAUCUCCGAUAGGAGUGCCAGCUUGAAAUAGAAGGUAGUUCUUAGUAGUAGGUACUUAUUUAUAAAAAAUAGUUUAUAAGAUAUGAGAGUAGUUGAUUCACUUUGUGCAAUUUUGUAAAUAAUCUGACGCGAGCAUGUAUUAAAAUAAUUA
This is a messenger RNA of Maniola jurtina (meadow brown), 1608 nucleotides long. RefSeq names its product clumping factor B-like. Gene Ontology annotation, molecular function: chitin binding. The transcript has 3 exons. The record is from RefSeq and is a predicted model, not a curated record. Gene Ontology annotation, cellular component: extracellular region. NCBI's taxonomy places the organism in Eukaryota, Metazoa, Arthropoda, Insecta, Lepidoptera, Nymphalidae. Bases 92 to 1432 code for a protein of 446 amino acids.